AUGCGCUUCUCCCGAUCACAAGCCGCUGUCGUGCUCGCCUCUGUUGCGGCGACAGCCAAGGCCCAAACCUCAACAGCAUGUGAUCCGACUAAGAAGACUUGUCCAGCAGACACAGGUCUCAAUUCCAAGACCUACUAUGCCGACUUCACUCAAGGAUCAAGCGCCAAUGCUUCGUGGAGUGGCGCAGCUUAUACUGUGAUCAACUACGGCAAGCAGGGUGCAGAGUUCUCCAUCUCUAAGGGCACCGAGGCUCCGACUAUCCAGACCGACUUCUACUUCUUCUUUGGCCGUGUCGAUGUUAAGAUGAAGGCUGCGCCGGGUACUGGCAUCGUCAGUUCGAUCGUGCUGGAGUCCGAUGACCUCGAUGAAGUGGACUGGGAGUUUUUGGGCGGGAAUACCGGCCAAGUGCAGACCAACUUCUUCGGCAAGGGCAAUACCACGACCUAUGAUCGUUCGACCUACUACGCCGUGACAAACCCACAGACUCAGUUUCACACAUACUCCGUCGACUGGACCAGCGACAAGAUCGAUUGGCUGAUCGAUGGCGUUAUUGUCCGCACGUUGAAGUCCGAUGACCCAACUACCGUGGGUGGCCAGAACUUCCCGCAAACACCCAUGCGCCUCAAGCUCGGCAACUGGUGUGGUGGAUGCUCUGGCGAGCCCGAGGGCACCGUCCAGUGGGCUGGUGGCCAGACCGAGUUCGGGGGCGAUCCUUACGUGAUGUACGUCGAGAGCGUCGGCAUUCAGAACUACAACCCAGCCGACUCGUACACAUAUGGCGACACUUCUGGAAGCUGGGAGAGCAUCAAGUGCGGCUCUGACAAUGCUCCGACUGCUAGCCCAUCCGGAUCGGCUGCGUCUGUCGCCAUCACACCAAACCCCACCAGUUCCACUGCGAGCGCCACUGCGAAGAAUGCUACAUCCGCGGCAUCGACUAGCAGUGUCAGUGUCGCAGGUAUCGAUCAUCAGACGGUAGCCGCCGUCUCGAGCACAUCGACUGGCAGCAGCUAUAGCAUGAACACUGCCUCGGUCUCUGCCCAGAACAGCGACAGCAUGACCGCGGCCGCGUCUGCGUCUGCCGCCACGACGGAAGUUCCCAAGGUCUCGCCGACUGCUGGGCGUAAUGGCAGCAAUGCGACCACUACUGGCGGCCCUUCGCCAUCGCACACGAAUGGUGCUCUGGUCAAUACUGUCAUGACUGCUGGCUCAAUCCUCAGCAUCGCUGCUGCUUUCUUGCUGCUGUGA
Molecule: messenger RNA, 1245 nt
Organism: Recurvomyces mirabilis
Lineage: Eukaryota; Fungi; Ascomycota; Dothideomycetes; Mycosphaerellales; Teratosphaeriaceae
Gene: CRF1
Product: copper resistance protein
Exons: 3
Coding region: 1-1245 (414 amino acids)
Biological process (GO): carbohydrate metabolic process; fungal-type cell wall organization
Cellular component (GO): fungal-type cell wall
Molecular function (GO): glycosyltransferase activity; hydrolase activity, hydrolyzing O-glycosyl compounds
Source: RefSeq, a predicted model, not a curated record